Molecule: messenger RNA, 498 nt
Organism: Candida tropicalis MYA-3404
Lineage: Eukaryota; Fungi; Ascomycota; Pichiomycetes; Serinales; Debaryomycetaceae
Exons: 1
Coding region: 1-498 (165 amino acids)
Cellular component (GO): cytosol
Molecular function (GO): transaminase activity; pyridoxal phosphate binding
Source: RefSeq, a predicted model, not a curated record
AUGACUCAAUUUACUGAUUCCGAAUUACAAAACUCUAAACUUAUUCAUAGAUCUAUAACAAAACCACCAACGGUUCUAAUCAAAGCAAAAGGUCAAUAUGUUUAUUCACAAGAUGGUAAAAAAUAUCUUGAUGCAAUAGGAGGAGCAGCUGUUAUAUCAGUUGGUCAUAAUAAUCCAGAAGUUAUAGAAUCCAUUCAUUCUCAUAUGUUAAAUAAUAUAACUUAUUCAUUUAAUGCGGAUUUUACAAUUCCUAUAGUAGAAAAUUUUGCAAAUUUACUUCUUGAUGGAUAUGAUGAUAAAAUAGCAAAAGUUUAUUUUGCAAACCUGGGUAGUGAAGCUAAUGAAAAUGCAAUUAAGUUGGCAAUUCAAUAUUGGAUUGAAAUGAAAAAACCAACAAAGAAUCAAUUUAUUUCUAGAGGUAUGUCAUAUCAUGGAAAUUGUCUUGGUGGAAUAUCAUUAUCAGGAAAUAAAGCCAGAGUUCAACAUAUGAAGAAAUAA